Messenger RNA from Oncorhynchus kisutch (coho salmon), 5569 nucleotides. Its product is annotated as neurocan core protein. Gene Ontology annotation, biological process: cell adhesion; positive regulation of neuroblast proliferation; central nervous system development. Bases 403 to 3783 code for a protein of 1126 amino acids. Gene Ontology annotation, cellular component: synapse; perineuronal net. The record is from RefSeq and is a predicted model, not a curated record. Gene Ontology annotation, molecular function: calcium ion binding; hyaluronic acid binding. NCBI's taxonomy places the organism in Eukaryota, Metazoa, Chordata, Actinopteri, Salmoniformes, Salmonidae. The transcript is spliced from 19 exons.
UGAAUGAUGGAACCGUCUGUCUGUCAGUGCUCUCCUCUUUGUUCAAACCGGUUCAGCUCCUCACCCGCAGCCUCGCCACCGGCGUACAGGGAGUGAGCACCUGCGCCAAGCGUCUAUCACGAUUUAGAUCAGAUAUCUCCAAAUUGGACAUGAGGCAGAUGCUGAAUAUUGGUCGUGGAGCAGACAAUUUACCUAUAUGCUGAAGGUGUAGCGCGUUGAAUCUUUUUUUGCUCACUUACCGGUUCUUUUUUUUUUGCCGUUUCACCCAUUCGACUCAUCGCUGACAGUCAGACGAUACGAUUGGAGCACCGGGGUAGGCUACGUUUGAAACACCUGCACAAAAGCGCAACGUACCGCUCUAACAUUCCUGCGGAAUUUGUAAAAACUUCUUUCAGGUCCAGGAUGGCCGUGGCUGUGCAUGUACCUGCUCGACAGGCUGUCCCGUCUCUGCUGCUGCUUCUGUGUGCUGGCCUAGGGGUGAGCGAGGCAGCCUCCAUAGUGAACAUGCGUAGAGUCAUCCACCCUACCGUACAGGAGCCACUGGCCGGGUUCGCUCACCUCCCCUGCGUCUUCACCCACGAGCCCAGUGAGCCCAGCCCCUCUAGCCAGCCUCCCCAUAUCCAGUGGACCCGAACCUGGGUACUGCGUGGAGGAAUGGGGGAUCCCCUGGAGCAGAUGGUUCUCUCAGCCAAAGGUGACGUGGUGAAGGUGAAUAAGGCUUUCGCUGGGCGGGUCAGGUUGCUUGGAUACGCUGCCAACAACCUAAAUGCUACCAUGGAGAUCUCAGGCCUCCGUAGCAACGACACAGGCACCUACCACUGCCAGGUUGUCGUGGGCGACAACUACGAGCGAGACGUAUUGCCCCUUGUGGUCAUGGGUGUUGUGUUCCAUUACCGGUCUCCUAGUGACCGUUACGCCCUCUCAUUCGAUGACGCCCAGUGGGUCUGUCAGGAGAACUCUGCCCUCAUCGCCACGCCGGCCCAGCUGUGGGCAGUUUUCUACAAUGGCUAUGCAAACUGUGCUGCCGGAUGGCUCUCUGACCAGACUGUCCGCUAUCCUAUCCAGUCACCAGAGCGUGGUUGCUAUGGACAACAGGAGUACUCGGCUGGUGUGAGGAAUUAUGGGAAGAGAGACCCUAAUGAGCUGUUUGAUGUCUACUGUUUCGCCGAGGAACUGGACGGUGAGGUAUUCCACUCAUGGGUCCCAGGGCGUCUGACCCUAUCCUCUGCCUCAGAACGCUGCAUCUCCCUGGGGGGACAGUUGGCCACGGUGGGGCAGCUCUACCUGGCCUGGAAGGCUGGGCUGGACAGCUGUGCUCCAGGCUGGCUCUCUGACGGCAGUGUCCGCUACCCUAUCACCCAGCCCAGGCAGGGCUGUGGAGGGGACCAGCCAGGGGUCUGGACCGUCGUUCUAAACACAAGUGAAACCACAACCAGCAGCGGAUCUGCCAAUGCUACGGACGCCACACCGCUCUAUGAUGCCUAUUGCUACAGAGGGAACGUAAAGAAGCCAGGCCCCAUCUCUAAGAUCUACGCGUCUCUGUGGAAGCCCUGGAGCUACCUGACCGGCCCCAGCGACACAGGCACUCCAGGAACAGACAGCCUUUCCCUGGCUACUGAGACCAGCAGCAGCCCCCCGACCACAGGGAGCCGUAACCUUUCACCUUCUGGUGACCUCACACCUUCGACCUGGUCAGGAUUGGUUGAUCUGGAGGAAGAGGCCGGCUCUUCUUCAGACCUCUGGUCCUCAGAGUCCUCUGAGGGGUAUGUCACCCUGCAGCUGAGCCCAGGAGAGAGAUCUCUAGCCUGGGGAGACCUGGGAGACAUGGACCCUAACUCUGGAGUUUUCCUGAGACCUCCAGCCACCCCCAGCCACGGUCCAAGUUCUACCACACAGAAAGAGGAGUUAUCAGCCCCCACUGACAGAAAGGUGAUGGCCAAGAUAGUGAAGUCCAUGUGGAAGCCGUGGAACUACCUGGCAGGGGUGACAGAAGGUACCCCAGGAAGAGGCAGUCCAGAGGUGGAGAGAAGGGGAACUACGGGGGGGACUGAGAGCGGGACUGUGCCCACCGGUUCUCCUGGCUCUCCUGCUCCAGGUUUACUCUCAUGGGGUCAUGGGUGGUGGGAUAGCUUAGGGCUGGGGGAACUAGAUGAUAUACCAACCACUGGUGAGCCCUCGUCCUCCCCAGCCCGGCUCACCUCUACCCCAGCCUCAGAGAGCCAGUCCGCUGCCUCCUCCUCCACCCCUGGAGGACGGGAGGCUGUCCCAGACACCACUCAGCCCAAAGGGGGGACGUUGGUACGUGUGGCCCCAUCAAAAGUUGAGAUCUCGCCCCAGCCGGAUUAUAUUCCCACUAGAGCAGAUGGCCUGGCCAGUGUUAGGAGAGAGAGAGUGAUGGGGAAAGAGGAGGGGAGUGCUGAGGGGGCCUCCGAAGAGGCGAGAGGGAAGAUCCAGUUCACAUCCAACGAGAGAACCACAAGGAAGGAGCAGUCAGGAGCCAGUCGCAGCACAACUCAACCACCAGUCAGCAGCUCCCCUGCUGGGUCAGACAGCAGAGACUCUUCCCCUCCAUCCAGACCAGGUACUGGAGCUCUAGCCCCUCCACCCACAGCCUCAGUCAUCCAGGGAAGCUCCAAGGAGGCCUCAUUGUCCCUCUCCUGGGUCUCAGUGGAGAGAUCUGGAGAGCAGGGAGGUGAGGGUCCAGAAAGUGGGCCCUUGGCGCUGCCCUCCGGACCCCCAGUGGAAGAAGAUACAGCCUGGUCUCACGCACUGGGCUCUGGUUUGCCUAGCAACCUGGGCGAGGAGGGUGGCAGGAGUGCAGGAUUCAACCGGAGCAACAGAACUUUGGGCUCAGCUGGUGUGGGGGAGCCCUGUGUGACCAACCCAUGUCUGCAUGGAGGGCAGUGUGUGCCUCAGGGCAAGGGCUACAGCUGCUACUGCCCACAAGGCUUCACGGGGGAGAACUGUGAGAUCGACGUGGAUGACUGCCAGUCCAAUCCAUGUCUAAACGGAGGCACCUGCAUCGACAAGAUCCACUCGUUUGUCUGCCUCUGUCUGCCCAGCUACGCAGGAGACACGUGUGAGAAGGACGUUGAGAGCUGUGAACAUGGAUGGAGGAAGUUCCAUGGCCACUGCUACAGGUACUUCUCUCACCGAAACACCUGGGAGGAUGCAGAGAAGGACUGCAGAGUGCACAGCUCCCAUCUUAGUAGUAUCACUUCAAUCACAGAGCAGGAGUUCAUCAAUGGGCUGGGCCAUGAUAACGCCUGGAUUGGCCUGAAUGAUCGCACCGUAGAGGAGGACUUCCAAUGGACUGAUGUCAAUGACCUGGUAUAUGAGAACUGGCGAGAGAGCCAGCCUGAUAACUUCUUCGCGGGCGGAGAGGAUUGUGUGGUGACCAUCGCCCAUGAGGACGGCAAGUGGAACGAUGUGCCCUGCAACUAUAACCUGCCCUACGUCUGCAAGAAAGGCACAGUGCUGUGUGGAACCCCACCCGCCGUGGAGAACGCCCAUCUGAUUGGCCGUCGGCGGUCCCACUAUGACAUACAUGCUGUUGUGCGUUACCAGUGUACUGAAGGUUUCUACCAGCGCCACAUCCCCACUGCGCGUUGCCGGGCCAACGGCAUCUGGGACCGGCCCAAGAUCAUCUGCACAAAGUCUCAGCGAUCCCACCGGUACCGCCGCAACCACCACCACGGCCAGCGCCGGGAGCGCAGGAACCACAGGAGACAUGGAGGAGAGGCACACAGGGAGAGGGAAGAUGAUGCACACAGCCCCUACUGAACCAAAUACUACACUUCCCAUAAUGCCCUGUGCCGGACCCCUGACAAUAGUUGCCGUUUAUUUUUUCCUGACCUUUUUCAGUCUGUCUCUUUGGGUUAAAACCUCACUUGAGAUACUGUAUGUGUGCAAAACUUUUAUUCAAAUGACCUAUUGACAUCAGUGCAAAAAAAGUGAAUUGUUCACACGUACAUAUCUAAAGUUAGGAUUUAGUUCCUUUGUUGUUGAUUUUGUUUACCCCAGGUCCAUUACAACAGUAAUACUUGUUCUCUCGCUAACACGGUCGCUAAUAUCUAAGAAACAGCAAAUCCUUGGCAUGUGUAUGGAUAACCUAUUCUCACUGUCUAAACAUAGACAGUGACGUGUGUGUGUGUGUGUGUGUGUGUCAGGGUGUCUAUGCUAUGCGAGUGUAUGUGUUCUGCAAAGUUUGAAGCUUGUUCUACAUCUCAGAACUCAUUUUAGUAUUCUGUUUAUAAAGCACAAAUGUAAUUAAUGCAGGUGAGCUAAUUAGCUUUCAGUCUCAAAUAUCCCAGAGCUUUUGUAUGUAUACUGUACUUGGUCUGUUUCUUUAGGACUCCUGAAUAGCAGGUCUGUUUUAUUAUUCAACUUACAUGCCAUUUUUAAUAUUUGCUAUCUCUUCAUGUAAUGUUACUAUUUAUUAUGAACUCUUCGCAAGUUAAUAUACAGUAUGUUGAUUUGUUUUGACAUAAUCCAACGAGGCAAUGUAAUACCUUUUUGUUGUAUAUACCAUUCUUACAAUCAAAAGUAAUGAAGGUAGCCUGUCUCUGUACUGUAAAUACUGUGGUGUUUUGUUUGUUUGUUAUUGACUGGUAUCUGAUUGAUACCUGAGCCUUGUCAUGACCCAGUCAUGUACCGGUCAUGUACCAGUCAUGACCCAGCCAUGUACCAAACAUGUACCACCCAUGUACCAGCCAUGUGCCGAUCAUGUACCCACCAUGUACCGGUUAUGUCCCCAUCAUGUGCCCGUCACGACCCGGUCAUGUACCCGCCAUGUGCCUGUUACGUACCAUUCAUGUACCGUGCAUGUACCAUUUGAUGUACCGGUUAUGUGCCGGUUAUGGUCCGGUCAUGUACCUGUUAUGUACCUGUUAUGUGUCGGUCUUGUGUCUGUCAUGUACCAGUCAUGUACCGGUCAUGGCCCGGCCAUGUACCAUCAUGUACCUGUCAUGUACCGGUCAUGUACUCCGUAUCGCCCUCUCAAAUAACAACUAAAACACACCCAUUGAUCUAGAUGUACCCGUCGUGUACCAGUCAUGUACCAGUCAUGACCCUGCCAUGUGCUAGUCAUGACCCGGCCAUGUACCCGUCAUGUGCCAGUUAUGUACCGGCCAUGUACCUGUCAUGUACCAUUUAUGUACCGGUUAUGCGCCGGUCAUGGUCCGGCCAUGUACCAGUCACGUACCUGUUAUGUACCUGUUAUGUGUCAGCCAUGUGCCUGUCAUGUACCAGUCAUGUACCGUCCAUGGUCCGGCCAUGUACCGAUCAUGUACCUGUCAUGUACCAGUCAUGUACUCCGUAUCGCCCUCUCAAAUAACAACUAAAACACACCCAUUGAUCUAGAUGGAAUAGGAUAAGUUAUCUGCUCGGUGGUCAAUAGUCCCAAUCUUUGCCCGGCUCCAAUAUGUGAGGGGCAGGAUGCCAUGAUUCAUGAUGCAUAUGGUUCUUCUGAUAUUUGAUUGGGCGUAAUCCUUUUUGUUGGUGUUAUGACUUCCUGUCCUGCUGUUGUGUUCCAUUCUUAAUAAAGCUGCAGAAACGUAAUGAACGACGA